This is a messenger RNA of Pseudoliparis swirei, 2992 nucleotides long. RefSeq lists its product as uncharacterized. The transcript is spliced from 20 exons. NCBI's taxonomy places the organism in Eukaryota, Metazoa, Chordata, Actinopteri, Perciformes, Liparidae. The record is from RefSeq and is a predicted model, not a curated record. Bases 168 to 2921 code for a protein of 917 amino acids.
AAUCACCAAAUGGUCUCACCUGUGUAUUGUAAUUAACUGAUGUAUAAAACAGCUGGCGGUGGAUCAGAAAGCACUCAGUCACUUAUUUUCAGAGUUGGUCUGUUAUCGGGUGAGCUGUGUGUUCAGUGCCAAGCUCUGAUAGUGAUUGGAUUCCCUCAGACUGCAACAUGUGGAGGCUUGGUAACAUAAGUUUGUUAUGGAACUUGAUGGCUGCAGUAAUCUUCUUGGGUCAAGCAAGGCCAAAUAUGAAGGUCAAUUCACAGUCAAGCAGUGGCAUACAUUCAGACUGCGUGGGUAAUCUAAUGAGGCUGUCAUUGGACAAGGCCCUAGCAGUAGGGAAUGAGCUUGAGGUGGCGGCCAUCAAUGGCACCCAGUACAUUGUGUUAACUCCCAACUUGGCUGCUCAGUGUGGAUACAGCAUGGAGUCUGACCUGUGGGGUAACACUCGAAUCUACUCGUCUCUGCUGGGCUGCUACGUGGACAACAAAGAGGAUCAAACAUUUAAUGUUGGCUUAAGGCUCCGCAUGUACAGCCCCACUCAGUCAGACGUGGUUACCCAUGAUGUGACGCAGACUUGCAGCUACACUCGGUGGGCCUCUAGGGAGAUUCUCUGCGACAGGAACUACAUGGAAGUGUCGCACCACAUUGCUACAUCUGAAGCUAAGGGACAGGCUCAAGAUGUGAAAUGGAUCGACACCAUUCCAGAUGACUCUGGGGCAGAACAUGGUAUCUGGAAGUUGACAUUUUACACCCCAGAACCAGUUUCAAUGGUACUGAGGGAGGCUGAACAAGCCGGCUACGGUGCCAUGUUGACCUCGACCCGGCUAGUUAUGCGAUCCCCGUACAAUACAGCAGAGACUUAUUCGGAGGAUGUGGAUGGAGUCUCCAUGGAAGUGUUCAGGGUGAGUGCCUACUACAAGGCACCACUUGGUCUGAGUGUGGUGAACUUGGCAGCUGCUUGUCCCACAGGUGGCGUCCUCGUCCUUAACGAUGUAAUCUCUUGGCACGUACCUCGCCGUCUGAAACCUCUGGUAGAUGACAGCUUUGAAAUCUUAGAAAAGCACAUGGGCAUCAACGGGAAGAGGCUUGAUAGAUCUCAGAUGGCCUCCAGAGGGUACACGCUGUCCACCACAGAGUUCCACAUCGUCAUAGAGAUCCCAGUCGGAUCACCUGAUGGAUACUACAAGAGCCAUGCUCCAGAUUACCAGUACCACAUCGCCUACAUUGUGGAGCCCAUGCUUGAGGUACUGUGGCGGACCACUGGCACUCAAGAUGAUACCAGAUACAAGGUUUUGUUCCCCAUUACCACCCCUCUUGUGCUUCAACCUCUCCACGUGCAAGAAAGUAAGUUAUCUGGUAGACGACAGAACCAUGGGCUCGUAGGGAAAUGCAAUAAACCCGUUCUCUGUCCCUCAGAUACUGUCCCAGAAGCCCGGGUGUUUAGUGUUGUCUUGGGGCCCCUUCUUCAUGAUGUGGUGCUGAGGAACAUCACCUUCCUCACCAAGGUGCUCACUGUUGAAGAGAGCAAUGCCAGAGGCUUUACCGUCCAGGAGCACCUCUACUCCAAUGGAACCAAGAGCAUCUCUGUGUUGGUGCCCUUUGAUGCAGAUAUUGUCCUGAAAGAUAAUCCUGAACUUUUGGUUACAACCUACUUCCUCUCUCUGGUCUUUGGGUUCAUGAUCAUUCCUGAAGAAGCUCCAUUUGCCCACCCCGUCGAGUUGCAGGCAUCUCUGCAGGAUGUUGAGCUACCAACCAUCACUGGCACCUGUGACCAGAACCAGUUUUACAUCAGUGUGAAAUACGGGAGUCAAGGCAACAAUUUGAAGGCAAUGGUUGGACAUCAACAGCUGACACCUGAGAUGGCUGACUACCAGUUCCAAGAAAAUGGAACACACUUCAGUCUUGUACUGCCGUACACUGCCAAGGACACAACCUUUGAGCUGAUCACCUCAGAUUCACUAAGGGCCAGCGUUGACUUCUUUCUGUUGCAUACCAGCAACGACUGGGUGCUUGCUGAUCUUUUCUUGACCUGCAACUUCCCCUUAACAACAACCCAGUGCUACCCCAAUGGAACGAUGACCGCUACGGCUGUAAAGGUGGAUUCUGUGGCCGAUAUCCCGAGUAGGCUGACCCUAAAGGACCAGUCCUGCAAACCGGCAUACAGCGAUGAUCGCUUUGCAUAUUUCUCUUUCAGUGUUGCUUCCUGUGGAACCAAAAGAACAUUCUUUGACCACUACAUGCUGUAUGAAAAUGAGAUUGCCUUGCCUUACAACAAAAAAGCAUCACAAGUUGGACCUCAGUACAGACAAACGAUUUCCUGCUACUAUGUGGUCAAUGAGACUCAGACUGUUGGCUUCAGCUCAAAACCAAGACUCUUUGAACCCACCGCAGAGAUCGGCUCAGGACAGCUGAUGGUGCAAAUGAGGCUAGCCCAGGAUUCAUUGUACGAGCUCUUCUAUCAAGCAGAAGAUUAUCCAGUUGUGAAAUAUUUGAGGCAGCCUCUGUAUUUUGAGGUGGAGCUGCUUGAGUCUACUGACCCAAAUUUGGAGCUCAUCUUAGAGAACUGUUGGGCUACACUUGAUGAAGACCAGACAUCUCUGCCUAGCUGGGAUAUCAUUGUGGACAGCUGUGAGAAUCCAGAUGACAGCUAUGUGACAAUUUUCCAUCCUGUUGUGAGCGACGCCAGGGUUUUAGACCCAUCCCACAUCAAACGCUUCUCUAUGAAGAUGUUCACCUUCACUAAAGAUGAGGAGGUUCUGAAGGACGAGAUCUUUGUCCACUGUGAUGUAGAGAUUUGUGACGCGCACAGCCAAGCAGAUGGUUCAUGCAGAGGCCAGUGUGUGAAACCUGCGCACCAGAUGAACUACAGACAAGAGCGAAAAAGGGGUAGCUGUUGGCACAUUAGCCCGAUCAAUGUGUGAGUUUGUGUACAGAUGUGGUAGAAUGUAAAUUCUAGAAAUAAUGACGUAAGUCUGUGUGGACGCACUGCCUU